This is a messenger RNA of Parastagonospora nodorum SN15, 438 nucleotides long. RefSeq lists its product as hypothetical. The record is from RefSeq and is a predicted model, not a curated record. NCBI's taxonomy places the organism in Eukaryota, Fungi, Ascomycota, Dothideomycetes, Pleosporales, Phaeosphaeriaceae. The coding region runs from base 1 to 438 and encodes 145 amino acids. The transcript has a single exon.
AUGGUUGCUCCACAUGGCCGCAUCCGUGGCGGAGGGCAUGGCACCUCGGCCCAGUACGGUCAGCACUGCAGCAAAGUUCCACCGACAUUGCACACAUCCAACGAGUUCGUACAUUAUCAAGCGCCAUUGUGGGCGCUGCGUCACACACAGACUACUAGGAUCGGGACAAUGCUGAUGGCAGCGCCAUACCCGUUUGGGGUGGAACACUCGCUUGGUCGUUUUCUCGUCUUCAUAACGUUUCCGAACAAAUUUGGAAAGACGGCACGAUCGACGACCCUUGCUGUUGGCGUGGAACCAGAAGACGGGUACUGGGGCAACGGCAACAGUGUCGCGAAAGCCACCGGCUUGGGUUUCCAGCCAGUCACCGUUUGGCGUCGUUGUUUUUACCUCUUGGGACAAUCGCCUGGACCCACUCUGCCGCUCCACCAUGGCCGUUGA